GAGGCCAUCUGCCGCGUUACGUAGGGGGAAUGAAAAGCCCAGGUGGCCACACGGUCCUUCAUUUUUCGGAUUUCUCAGACCCAGCCAUUCUCAUUCCUGUAUCUUUGUGUGUCUUUCUAUACGCCGAAGGUCCUGCUCGUCUCCGAGCCGCUUCGAGGAGACAGCGUCUAUGGCUUUUCUCGGAGCGAUUCCCCUCCUGACAGGAAGCGGGUGGGAGAGGCCGAAGGCGGGCGAGGGCGGGAGGCGGCCCUAGCGCCAUUUUGUGGGCACGAAGCGGUAGCUCGGCUGUUGUCGGAUUCCUUCCCGCCUCCGAGUCCUCGUUGUACUUCCUCGCAGCGGCCUAGUGGAGAUUUAAGCAAAGAUGUCUGAAUAUAUUCGGGUAACAGAAGAUGAGAACGAUGAACCCAUUGAAAUACCAUCAGAAGAUGAUGGGACAGUGUUGCUGUCCACAGUUACAGCCCAGUUUCCAGGAGCUUGUGGCCUGCGCUACCGGAAUCCAGUGUCUCAGUGUAUGAGAGGCGUCCGAUUGGUGGAAGGAAUUCUGCAUGCCCCUGAUGCUGGCUGGGGCAAUCUGGUAUAUGUUGUCAACUAUCCCAAAGAUAACAAAAGGAAAAUGGAUGAGACCGAUGCUUCCUCUGCAGUGAAAGUGAAAAGAGCAGUCCAGAAAACAUCUGACCUCAUAGUGUUGGGUCUUCCCUGGAAAACAACAGAACAGGAUCUUAAAGAUUAUUUCAGUACCUUUGGAGAGGUUCUUAUGGUUCAGGUCAAGAAAGAUCUUAAAACUGGUCACUCGAAAGGGUUUGGCUUUGUUCGAUUUACGGAAUAUGAAACCCAAGUGAAAGUAAUGUCACAGCGACAUAUGAUAGACGGGCGAUGGUGUGACUGUAAACUUCCGAAUUCUAAGCAAAGCCCAGAUGAGCCUUUGAGAAGCAGAAAGGUGUUUGUUGGACGCUGUACAGAGGACAUGACUGCAGAGGAGCUUCAGCAGUUCUUCUGUCAGUACGGAGAGGUGGUGGAUGUCUUCAUCCCCAAACCGUUCAGAGCCUUUGCCUUUGUUACCUUUGCAGAUGAUAAGGUUGCCCAGUCUCUUUGUGGAGAGGAUUUGAUCAUUAAAGGAAUCAGCGUGCAUAUAUCCAAUGCUGAACCUAAGCAUAAUAGCAAUAGACAGUUAGAAAGAAGUGGAAGAUUUGGUGGUAAUCCAGGUGGCUUUGGGAAUCAGGGUGGGUUUGGUAACAGUAGAGGGGGUGGGGCUGGCUUGGGAAAUAACCAGGGUGGUAAUAUGGGUGGAGGGAUGAACUUUGGUGCUUUCAGCAUUAACCCAGCGAUGAUGGCUGCAGCUCAGGCAGCCUUGCAGAGUAGUUGGGGUAUGAUGGGCAUGUUAGCCAGCCAGCAGAACCAGUCAGGCCCAUCUGGGAAUAACCAAAGCCAGGGCAGCAUGCAGAGAGAACCAAAUCAAGCUUUUGGUUCUGGAAAUAAUUCCUACAGUGGUUCUAAUUCUGGUGCCCCCCUUGGUUGGGGGUCAGCAUCAAAUGCAGGAUCAGGCAGUGGUUUUAAUGGAGGUUUUGGCUCAAGCAUGGAUUCUAAAUCCUCUGGCUGGGGAAUGUAGGCGGUGGGGGUGGUGAGUAGGUUGGUUGCUAGGUUAGGUAGGUUUAGAAUGGUGGGAUUCAAAUUUUUCUAAACUCAUGGUAAGUAUAUUGUAAAAUACUUAUGUACUAAAAUUUUCAGAUUGGUUUGUUCAGUGUGGAGUAUAUUCAGCAGUAUUUUUGACAUUUUUCUUUAGAAAAAAAGAGGGAAAAGCUAAAUGAAUUUUAUAAGUUUUGUUAUAUAAAGGGUUAAAAUACUGAGUGGGUGAAAGUGACCUGCUGUUUGCCUAAUUGGUAAACCAACACUACAAUUGAUCUCAGAAGGUUUCUCUGUAAUAUUCUAUCAUUGGAAUUGUUAAUGAAUUCUUUGCAUGUUCAGAGUAGAAACCAUUGGUUAGAACUACAUUCUUUUCUCCUUAUUUUAAUUUGAAUCCCACCCUAUGAAUUUUUUCCUUAGGAAAAUCUCCAUUUGGGAGAUCAUGAUGUCAUGGUGUUUGGUUCUUUUGGUUUUGUUUUUAACACUUGUCUUCCUUCAUAUACGAAAGUACAAUAUGAAGCCUUCAUUUAAUCUCUGCAGUUCAUCUCAUUUCAAAUGUUUAUGGAAGAAGCACUUCAUUGAAAGUAGUGCUGUAAAUAUUCUGCCAUAGGAAUACUUCUGUCUACAUGCUUUCUCAUCCAAGAAUUCGUCAUCACGCUGCACAGGCUGCGUCUUUGACGGUGGGUGUUCCAUUUUUAUCCGCUACUCUUUAUUUCAUGGAGUCGUAUCAACGCUAUGAACGCAAGGCUGUGAUAUGGAACCAGAAGGCUGUUUGAACUUUUGAAACCUUGUGUGGGAUUGAUGGUGGUGCCGAGGCAUGAAAGGCUAGUAUGAGCGAGAAAAGGAGAGCGCGUGCAGAGACUUGGUGGUGGAAAAUGGAUAUUUUUUAACUUGGAGAGAUGUGUCACUCAAUCUGUGGCUUUGGUGAGAGAGUGUGCAGAGAGCAAUGAUAGCAAAUAACGUACGAAUGUUUUUGCAUCAAAGGACAUCCACAUCUGUUGGAAGACUUUGAGUUUUGUUCUUAGGAAACCCACAUUAGUUGAAUGUGUUAAGUGAAAUACUUGUACUUCCCUCCCCCUCUGUCAACUGCUGUGAAUGCUGUAUGGUGUGUGUUCUCCUCUGUUACUGAUCUGGAAGUGUGGGAACGUGAACUGAAGCUGAUGGGCUGCGAACAUGGACUGAGCUUGUGGUGUGCUUUGCAGGAGAACUUGGAAGCAGAGUUCACCAGUGAGCUCAGGUGUCUCAAAGGAGGGUGGAAGUUCUCAUGUCUGUUAGCUAUUCAUAAGAAUGCUGUUUGCUGCAGUUCUGUGUCCUGUGCUUGGAUGCUUUUUUAUAAGAGUUGUCAUUGUUGGAAAUUCUUAAAUAAAACUGAUUUAAAUAAUAUGUGUCUUUGUUUUGCAGCCCUGAAUGCAAAGAAUUCAUAGCAGUUAAUUCCCCUUUUUGACCCUUUUGAGAUGGAACUUUCAUAAAGUUUCUUGGCAGUAGUUUAUUUUGCUUCAAAUAAACUUAUUUGAAAAGUUGUCUCAAGUCAAAUGGAUUCAUCACCUGUCAUGCAUUGACACCUGAUACCCAGACUUAAUUGCUAUUUGUUCUUGCAUUGUCCAAAGUGAAAGUUUUUCUUUGGGUUAUUUUGUUUUUAAUCUAGUUUUUCUUAAGUCCGGGUGACCGCACCUAAAAUGGUAAGCAGUUACCCUCCAGCUUGUUCUGAGUGCCUCUGUGCAUUUGAGUGAUUUUCUACUUAACAUGGCUGUAUAAUUCUCCAUUGGGGAAUCAUGCCUUCUAAAAAUACUAUUUGGGAGAGGGGGCAAAACAGUUGAUUGUUUUCAAAUGCUUUGUAGCAGAGCAUAUCACUGGAAAAAGAAGGGAUGAUAAGCAUCUUUCUGUUUGGGAUUUGAAAAAGUGGAAUUAAUUGCAGUAGGGAUGAAGUAGAAGAAACCAAGAAACCAUGUGCCUGAAAUCCAUUAAGAAGCCUGAUAGCUUUAAGAACUAGUAGGGUGGGUGGGCUUCUCUGUGGCAGUCUUAAGUGAGGUAGGCUUUUGCCCUCCUGAUGGGCUAUGUAGUGAUGAAGAAAUAUGCUCACAAAAUCAGAUUAGACUGUCAAUGCAUUGUUAAGAAUGUAAAAGCAAUAAUACCUUGAUUAUUGUACUUUUUCUGUAACUACUGAGGACUGAAGAGCUCUUUUUCUAACUGGAAGAAUGUGACAGCUUUUGUGUUGGUAGUUUCCCUGAUGCCCUUACCUAAAUAGAUUAUGAUAGGUUUGUCAUUUUGCAAGUUGCGUGUUUUAAAAUUUUAUAUCCUUUAGAGACUUGUUAUGAACACAUUGUUUCAUUAUGCAGUAUCCUCUGUAAAAGGAUCGUGAGUUAUUGUAAAUUUUUUUCUCUGCAUCUAAGCCUGCAUGAUUUCCAAACCCUGUACAUCUGAAUUUUGCAUUUUAGCACUUGCACUAUUACUCAGCAGCAGUAACAUGGUAACAUUAAAAUGGUUUUCGGGGACCUCCAAAGACUAAAACUGGCAAGCCGUCCAGGAGUCCUGGGGUAAGUUACUUGUCAAUGGCAUGGUUUUGAUCCCUUUUUUGCUCUUGUUAAAGACUUACUGGCCAUACAAGGCUUUCAGUGUUGAGUAGCCUUUUAACCUGUUUAUGGUAUGAAAUAGCUGUAGAUAGUUACUUGCCGUAAAUGAAGUUUUAGAAAUAAACUACUUGGCAAAGA
This is a messenger RNA of Arvicanthis niloticus (Nile rat), 4328 nucleotides long. RefSeq names its product TAR DNA binding protein (gene Tardbp). Gene Ontology annotation, cellular component: chromatin; nucleoplasm. Gene Ontology annotation, molecular function: RNA binding. Gene Ontology annotation, biological process: regulation of gene expression. The record is from RefSeq and is a predicted model, not a curated record. Lineage: Eukaryota; Metazoa; Chordata; Mammalia; Rodentia; Muridae.